GGCGACAGGAAUACAAUAUGGCGGCCGGAUCCUAACGCUCCGCAGCCAGGGACCACCGCGAAGGUCCUCGAGCCCGAAGCCACCUCUGGAAGGGAGAAGGCCGGUACCACAGUCUCCUCUUUUCUUUUCGCCCCGGGGCCGCCCAGGGGCUGACGGCGUCAUCCGCGUUCAGGAUGAAGAACUACAAAGCAAUUGGCAAGAUAGGAGAGGGGACGUUUUCUGAAGUUAUGAAGAUGCAGAGUCUGAGAGAUGGGAAUUACUAUGCAUGCAAACAAAUGAAGCAGCACUUUGAAAGUAUUGAGCAAGUGAACAGUCUUCGAGAGAUCCAAGCACUGAGGCGCCUGAACCCACACCCCAACAUCCUUGCGCUGCACGAAGUGGUUUUUGACAGAAAAUCUGGUUCUCUUGCACUAAUAUGUGAACUUAUGGACAUGAAUAUUUAUGAGCUAAUACGAGGGAGAAGACACCCAUUAUCAGAGAAAAAGAUCAUGCUUUACAUGUACCAGCUGUGCAAGUCGCUGGACCACAUGCACAGAAACGGGAUAUUUCACAGAGAUGUAAAACCAGAAAAUAUACUAGUAAAGCAGGAUGUCCUGAAACUAGGGGACUUCGGGUCGUGCCGGAGUGUCUAUUCCAAGCAGCCCUACACAGAGUACAUCUCUACCCGGUGGUACCGGGCCCCAGAGUGUCUCCUCACCGAUGGGUUCUACACAUACAAGAUGGACCUGUGGAGCGCUGGCUGUGUGUUCUACGAGAUUGCCAGCCUGCAGCCCCUCUUUCCUGGUGUGAAUGAACUGGACCAGAUCUCAAAAAUCCAUGAUGUCAUCGGCACACCUUGUCAGAAGACCCUCACUAAGUUCAAACAGUCGAGAGCUAUGAGUUUUGAUUUUCCUUUUAAAAAGGGAUCAGGAAUACCUCUACUGACAACCAAUUUGUCCCCACAAUGCCUCUCCCUCCUGCAUGCAAUGGUGGCUUAUGACCCUGACGAACGAAUCGCGGCUCACCAAGCCCUUCAGCACCCCUAUUUCCAAGUGCAGAGGGCAGCUGAGACACAGACCCUGGCCAAGCACAGAAGAGCUUUCUGCUCCAAGUACUCCAUGGUGCCAGAAUCACCCAGUCACAACUGGUCAUUCUCUAAGGAAGGCAGAAAACAGAAACAGUCCCUGCGGCAAGAGGAAGGCCAUGCCAGACGACAGGGUCCAACCAGCUUGAUGGAGCUUCCCAAACUGAGGCUGUCGGGAAUGACCAAACUGUCAUCAUGUUCCAGCCCUGCGCUGCACUCAGUGCUGGGUACUGGAGCAAAUGGAAAAGUCCCUGUGCUGAGACCCCUCAAGUGUGCCGUUGUGAACAAGAAGACAGACACACAGAAGGACAUCAAAGCUCACCUGAAACACUAUCACCUGCCCACGAUCAACAGGAAAGGGGGCGAGUACUGAACAGCCCGCCACACAGGCGUCCUCUUGGAGAGCAAGGGCUGGCACCAUGGCAGGCGUAGGCCUCUGCGGCUGAGAGUGGGUGGGCCAGAGGCUGCCCCAUGAACUGGUGCUCCUCACACUACAUGGUGGCCCAUGACAUGCUGCCUUGCAGCCUGUCUCUCUCCAUAACCUGGAGCCUUGUGUGUUUGCAGCUCCAAAGCAGCUGCACUGAAUGUUUCAGUUUAAUAUAUUUGUAAAACCACCUCAUGCAAGGAUUUGUUUCAUUUUUCUUAAUGUAAGGAUCUGAGGUGACUUUAUAUGAAAGAACAGAUAAGAUGGGGCAUGGUAGCUCAUGCCUGUAAUUCUAGCACUGGGAGGCAGAGGAGGAAGAGCCCUGGGCUACACAGUGAGCAUCCCAGCCUCAAAAAUACAGAUAAAAGAUAGACCAAAGUCUGUGAGGAGUGGCGGCUUGGUUGAGAGGCAGUUGUGCAUGUUGUACUCAGGGUUUUCCUGACAGGAGAGGCAGGUGAGGCAGGUGCUGUGGCUACGGUACCUCCUAGGAAUGCUGCUGGAGACAGAAUCCCACUGAAGAAGGAAGGCACUGUUACAGUGUCUCAUCCAAACAUCCUCCACUUAGACUGUUCUGAGCCGCACCUUUGUGUCCGCUUUCCUGAGCUGCAGAUGGGCGGGCUGAUCUCUGAGUGCCAGCUUCAAGUGGCGGCCACAUUGUCUUGGCUGCCAAUGCCUAGGCUCCUUUAGAGAUGUCCACCCAGGUGACUGGAUUGCCAGUGUUGCUUGGAGCAAGUAGGAAAGUUGGGGCUCCUUGUGUCCUGGAAAAAGACACUGGGCUAGGGAGACAGUGUGCAGGUAAAAUGCUUGCUGCAUCAGAGGACCUGAAUCAGGUUCCAUGGAGUCUGUGUAACAUCCCUGUAACCCCAUCACUGGAGAAGAGAACAGUACAGAAUGGGAAGAAGACAUGAGGGUCUCUGGGGCUUUCUGGCCCCUAAAGCGUGCUGAACCAAAACCCAGCAAAGCUCCAUGUUCAGUGAGAGUCUAUCCUGUGGGAAUCAAAGACUCAGAAAACAGUAAAUGGCACACUAGGUGUCCUCCUCCUCGGGCUCCUGCACAUGCAUAUGGGUACACACUAGCACACAGUGUGUGUUCUUCCCUCCCACCCCCAGCCUGUUUUACUACAGGGAAGGGAUGGGAACACUAUAAAAACAGCACUGAGUGGACUCAGGGCAAAAGCAGCCAUCAGACAGCUGAACUUGAGCACAGAUCCCCCCUAAGCUCCUUAGGGUUUGCUUUUGCUUUUGCUGUGUGGAAUCUGGGGCCCCAUGCACUCUGGGUAAGCAGGCUUAGCAAUAGCUUAGCCUCUGCUCAGCCCUGGGGAACAAAGGAAUUGAGUAUGCUUUUUUCUCUGUCUUUUCAAAUUUAUACUAUUUAAAAAGCAAAACUUAACACUUCGUUGAGUCUCAAUCUCUGAUCCUCUUCCUUAAGAACUCUACUGACCCAAGCCACCAGGCAGUGACACCACAGGACAAUGUGGGACAGCAGAGGGCAGUAUGGGUGUGGAACAUUGUGGGUAUGGGUGUCCAGACUGGAGAUGAGGCUUAGAAUGGGCAGUGCCCGGGCCUGGUGGUUCUCUUCUGCAUUCAUGUGACGGUCUGGUGUACCCUGGCAUGGAGGAGAGUGUCUGCAGAGAAGGGCUGUCCUGCCUUUGCUGUUGGUUUAGGAGUCUCAGUCCAGUAGCAUUAACCAGGCUCACAGGCAGGCCAGCCCAGAAAGGGCCCAACAAUGAGAGCCAGCAGAGUGGGCCUGACAGAACAAAAGAGGACCUGCAUGGCUGGCAAGCAGGGCUGAGCCUGGGGACAGGAUUGGGGUAGCUGCCCCUGGAAAGGCUGCAGCGAGGACCUGAGAGGAAAGCAAACCUCUCGGCUUUCUCAGCCUCCUGUGCACCUUGCUCCCCUGCCCUGCACAGCGACGGCUGUGAAUCGUCACCAUAGCAUUGGGAAUGGAAAGGCCAACAAGCCUCACCAUUCCCUAACUGGUAUCUGACAUGACUAUAGACACUAGGGUGCAGCGCUCCCUCUACCUCAGAGUGGCAUCUGUCGUCUCGUACAGUACUAGGUAA
This is a messenger RNA of Mus pahari (shrew mouse), 3549 nucleotides long. It is a transcript of the gene Mok, whose product is annotated as MOK protein kinase. Gene Ontology annotation, cellular component: cytoplasm; nucleus. The record is from RefSeq and is a predicted model, not a curated record. The coding region runs from base 174 to 1436 and encodes 420 amino acids. Gene Ontology annotation, molecular function: protein serine/threonine kinase activity; ATP binding. The transcript is spliced from 12 exons. Gene Ontology annotation, biological process: intracellular signal transduction; protein phosphorylation. NCBI's taxonomy places the organism in Eukaryota, Metazoa, Chordata, Mammalia, Rodentia, Muridae.